AUGGAUUUAAAUUCAUCCACCCCUUAUGAAGAAUUAGCGGGAGUAUAUAAUACAUACGUAGAUGAUAUGAUUAAUGAAGCAUUGAGUGAUAAUAGAAAUGCUCUAUCUAAGGAAAAAUUAAUGAAAAUUCCAUAUUCUGAAUGUUACUUAAAUUCAAUCACUGCAGCAAUUGGUAAACAAAAUAAAGGUAAAACAUUAACGAUAUUAAAACAAAUUAUCAUUAUUGCUAACACUUCCCCCCAUUCACAUGUGUUAAUUUAUAUCAACCGUUCAGGUUCACCUUCAGAUGAUACAUUUGAAUCUUUAAAGCAUUUAAUCAAAAUUCCAAUUAUUUAUUUAUCACAAGAAGAAGCAGAAGAUUAUUUAAAAAACUUUUUAAUGUAUAAAGAAUUAUAUAAUACAAUCAAGAAGCAAGGAUUAGAGGAUAAAAUUAUUGAUAAACAACGGGAUGAAUUAUUUGAAACACUUUCUAUUUCAAAUUUUGAUAGAGAAUUUUUGCAUUCACUCAUUUUUCUAGAUGAUGCAGUGAAAUCAAAACUAAUAACAAAUGAGAAAUCAUAUUUUAAUCAGUUAUUAACUCAAUGUCGACACAUUCAGUGUUCAUUCUUCAUGGCUGUUCAAUACUUCAAAGCAUUAAGCACAAACAUUAA
Messenger RNA from Trichomonas vaginalis G3, 650 nucleotides. RefSeq lists its product as uncharacterized. The annotation marks the transcript as partial. The record is from RefSeq and is a predicted model, not a curated record. Lineage: Eukaryota; Parabasalia; Trichomonadida; Trichomonadidae. The transcript has a single exon.